Hymenoscyphus albidus is the source of this 1968-nucleotide messenger RNA. The record is from the annotation of a GenBank genome assembly. Lineage: Eukaryota; Fungi; Ascomycota; Leotiomycetes; Helotiales; Helotiaceae.
GGAAAGUAACAUCUCAAUUGUAUACGGUGGAUUUCUUUGACAUCCAAAUCAUUUUCUGAAUUCCAAAAGCCUUUCUCUUUGUGUGUUCAAGUGUCGCAGUUGAAAGUAAAGGGUUAGUCGAAACGUGCGGGUAACAGCCAACCAUGGAGGGAUUCCUGUUCAUUCAAGAAACGGGGUAUAAACCCCAGGAGAAAAGAACUAGAUCUGAUAUAAAAAUGCACGUCGCGGAUCGGUUAGUCAUGCAGAAGCGAAUGAGGCAGAGUAAAAGGGGGGAGGGAAAGAGAAAUCUUCGUGCUGCUGUUAGCCGGGAUGAAGAGGAGGAGAAUGACGAGUGAGUAUUCCAUGCAUUAUUUGAAUUAUUUUCGAAUGCAGUACUAGUAUGCCAUGUUACUGAACCCUCUAAUAUUAGUGAUGGAAACGAUGUUGUAAGAAUCGCGAAGGAAAGGGGCCAAGCUCUCCAACAACAAGCUACAACAUUGGGGAGCACAAGCACCAAUGCCGCAACAAUGAUCGAGGUUACGGAUGUAAACAUUCAUCUAGACGAACAAGCCAGAUUCUUCCUGCAUCAUUGUAAGCUUGUAUUCUCUAUUCCUCCUCCUUUUACAUCCCUAUAUUCCAUUUGACCAUCGGCGUAACGAAUCAGUUCUCCACCAUACAUCCCAAUCGCUAUGUACCGUCACCACCGAAACAGGCUGGCUUACCUACGCCCUUACGAACCAGACGCUUUUCUAUGCUACGCUAUAUCAUUGGGUCUUACUUAAUCAGGAUUCCAUACCUGCAACAUACAAGCAGCCAGAGAAAUUACUGGGGUUAAAGGGCAGGGUUAUUGCGUUCAUUAAUAGUGAGAUGCAUAUGGGCGGGGGGAUUGGAGAUGAGGUCCUGGGGAGUGUUGCUUGUUUGGCUAGUGUAAAUGUAUAUUCCAAUAUCAGGUUGUAUUUGGGGAGUAGUGUGAAGACAUCUGGAAUCGGAAAGGAGCUAACGAUAUAAUAGUUGUUGAUUGGUGACUUUGAGGAAGCCAAUAUACAUUUUGAGGGAUUGAAAGCCAUGGUUUCCCGGCGAAAGGGGGUACGGAAUUUAGGGUUUGGUGGGUUGAUUGGGAGGCUUGUCAGAUGGUUUGUUUUAUCCCCACACUGAAACAUUUCCCUCCCUGUUUGUUUAAGUCGCGUCACUUCUUCUUGUUAGAUCUAACACAGAUUAUAGGACAGAUUCUUGUCGUGCCCAGAUCUCAAACUCCCAUCUCCUCCUAGAUCAAGAGCAAAAUCGCCCUGAAAUCACAUCCGUCAACGCACUUUCCCAUUCCAUCAUAGAAUCACAAAUAGAAUCCACAAUCAUCCAACGUCUCCGCGCCCUUUCUCAGGAAUUAACACAAUGUCCAAGAGAUCUUCUACCGCCAGAACGAAGAGUCAGCCUAGGCGAGCAGUUCCUAGCUUCUGACCGUGAACUACUCACGCUCAUACACGGGCAUACUUAUGCCGAGAAUCCUGGGCUGGCAAUUUUUGCACUGUCUGCGUUGAUUUAUUCGGAGUGUGUUUUGAGGGGCAUGAAGAGGGGGAGUAGGGUCAUUAAGACGAUUGUUGGACUUUUAAAAUGGAGGCUUCUAGAAUUCAAUGGGAUCUGGUGGAAUGAAAGACUUGGUUGGGCAGUGAUAAACGGUGUUUUGGCUACGCAGAAAGGAAGUCAGGAGGGAGAAUGGUUCUUGGGGUAUUGGGCUGGAAAUUUUGAAAUAGUCGGGGAGGUUUUGCAGAAGAUUGCGAGGUUGCAGGAUGUGGAGAAUGAGGACAGUCCGGCAGCUUUUUCCUGGAUCUUGGGAGAUGAGGUGUUGGAUAUAGGGCGGUAUGAUAAAUUGGUUCUAUUAGAAUGAUCUGAGGAGAGUUACUUGGCUGAAUUCUCAGGGAUGUAAGACCAUACACCAGCAAUACCGUCCAGAGCGAAGGUGUGAGAUUCCUUGACUUGGUAUUAAGGUUCUCC